CACGUGGACGAAUGCAGCCCACAAGCUCGCGCUCCUUCCAAUGCCUAGACUCAUACACUGGUUCCAACAGCUGCCUAAAUUUUUUGAGGAAGAAUUGAAAUUGUCCAAGUGAGAAACAGCACCGCAAUGAGCUCCGUUCUCUCUAAAGUUGCCGUUGUAGGAAGUGGAAUUUCUGGAGCCGCUUGCGCAUGGAGUUUGGCCAGAAAUGGGGUCUCCGUCACCUUGUUCGAGUCUGGCAGAGGCCCCGGUGGAAGAAUGUCCCAACGGAGAGAAAUUGCAGAAGAUGGGAGAGAAUUGCAUUUCGACCAUGGUGCCCCGUACUUUACUGUCAGCUCCCAGGAAGUAUUGAGUCUCGUUCGUCAGUGGGAAUCCAAAAAUCUUUGUGCUGAAUGGAAAGAGAGUUUUGGCAUUUUUGAUUGCUUUUCCAAUCAAUUUACCAGCACAGAACAGGAAGGCGCAAGUGGCAGAUAUGUGGGUACUCCGGGCAUGAAUUCUAUUUGCAAAGCAUUAUGCCAUGAACCUGGUGUUGAGAGUAAGUUUGGGGUAAAUGUUGGGAGAAUGGAAUGGUUGGAGAAGGAUAAUUCAUGGUUGUUGUUGGGAAUUGAUGGACAAAGUCUGGGUCAGUUUGAGGGUAUUGUUGCAUCAGACAAAAACAUAGUUUCACCAAGGUCUACCAGUGUAUCAGGACGAGUGCCACCUCUAGAUCUUAGUUUGGUUCCAGAUUUGGCAAUUAAGCUGCAGAACAUUCCUGUUAUUCCGUGUUUUGCUCUGAUGCUUGCAUUUGAACAGCCUCUCUCUAUGAUGCCCUUCAAAGGUUUCUCGAUAAAGAAUUCUAAAGUUCUAAGCUGGGCUUACUGUGACAGCAGCAAGCCAGGGCGUUCGACUGCUUGUGAAAGAUGGAUCUUGCAUUCGACGAAGGAGUACGCAGAGAGAGUAAUUGCUGAAUAUGGGCUUCAGAAACCUUCAGAUUCCACAUUGAAAAAAGUGGCCGAAGAACUCUAUCAAGAAUUACAAAGCUUGGGACUUUGCACGCCCCGUCCAUUCUUUAUGAAAGCUCAUAGAUGGGGGAGUGCUUUUCCAGCUGCAAGCAUAGCCGGAGAGGAAAAGUGCUUUUGGGAUGAAAGCAAGCGGGUAGCCAUCUGUGGAGAUUUCUGUGUAAGCCCUAACAUUGAAGGGGCCAUUCUUAGUGGCUUGGCUGCCGCUUCUAAAUUCCAAAAGAUUGUUAGCUCUUUGUAGCUGGAAUCUUUUGGAAUGAGUGCUUAAAAUUCCAACAGCGUUUCUAAUCUUUUUUAAUAGAAAAUUUAACUAUACAUUUUUCUGAAGGUAGUUCUAGAGUGAAAUUAUAGAUUGUCUUAUGCAUUUACUUACCUAUUGGUAAUCAUGAUUCUAGCCGAAGGCCGUGAACUUAUUUUCAUGAAUUACAAAUCGAAUAAGUAUUAUUCCAAUUUUCGUUGGAAUUAAUGUAA
Messenger RNA from Cucumis melo (muskmelon), 1466 nucleotides. RefSeq lists its product as uncharacterized. The transcript has 9 exons. Gene Ontology annotation, molecular function: oxidoreductase activity. The record is from RefSeq and is a predicted model, not a curated record. Lineage: Eukaryota; Viridiplantae; Streptophyta; Magnoliopsida; Cucurbitales; Cucurbitaceae. Bases 127 to 1236 code for a protein of 369 amino acids.